CUGGAUCCGGAUGAUGAAAGGAAGGAACUAUGCGCUAACGCUAGAUAGACUCCGCACGCACCAGCGGUUGAUGAUCUGCCCAUGGAUGUUGUUCCCUUCCUGAUGGCAUGGACAGUCCGUCACGGAGCCGAUGCUCUCGGAUCCGACAAGAAGGUUCAUCAAGUUCAUCUCGAUAUGGAGUUCAAUGCUAUACAGCUUUCUUGAUUGCUGCUCACAGCAUGGCGAUUAUGACCCUAUACAUGAAUGUUCGAUUUGACCAACUUGACCCCAAUGCAAUGGUCCGGGGUAUAGCAACUCCGCUCUUUGUUGCUCUUGGGGCAAACUGAAAGGAACCACCCCGUACGUCAGCCAACCACCUGUCGCUGAAAACGAAUCUAGAGCGUUGAAUCGCCUUGGAGCUAUCACUUC
Molecule: messenger RNA, 408 nt
Organism: Aspergillus vadensis CBS 113365
Lineage: Eukaryota; Fungi; Ascomycota; Eurotiomycetes; Eurotiales; Aspergillaceae
Exons: 1
Coding region: 108-326 (72 amino acids)
Source: RefSeq, a predicted model, not a curated record